Messenger RNA from Polyodon spathula (Mississippi paddlefish), 957 nucleotides. RefSeq names its product glutathione S-transferase Mu 1-like. Gene Ontology annotation, biological process: glutathione metabolic process. The transcript has 8 exons. The coding region runs from base 91 to 753 and encodes 220 amino acids. The record is from RefSeq and is a predicted model, not a curated record. NCBI's taxonomy places the organism in Eukaryota, Metazoa, Chordata, Actinopteri, Acipenseriformes, Polyodontidae. Gene Ontology annotation, molecular function: glutathione transferase activity.
GCUCUGACAUGUGUUGCAGGCGGUUGAUUUUGUUCACUUCGUGAGCUGGUGAGCUGCAUUGCAUCCCGUGGAAAAGGUUCCCGCAACACAAUGGUCAUGAAACUCGCUUACUGGGAUAUCCGAGGGCUGGCUCAGCCCAUUCGACUGCUACUGGAAUACACUGGGACCCAGUAUGAGGAGAAACUCUACUCCUGUGGAGAAGCUCCAGACUACGACAAGAGCUGCUGGUUUGAUGAGAAGACGAAGCUGGGAAUGGAUUUUCCCAACCUCCCGUACUUGACGGACGGAGACCACAAGAUCUGCCAGAGCAAUGCCAUCAUGAGGUACAUCGCCCGCAAGCACCACAUGUGUGGCGAGACGGAAGAGGAGAUGAUCCGAGUGGACGUGCUGGAGAACCAGGCCAUGGAUUUCCGGAACGGCUUUGUCAUGCUGUGCUACAGCCCUGAUUACGAGAAGAGGAGGCCUGGGUACAUGUUGCAGCUGCCUGUGACGCUGAAGCAGUUCUCGGAGUUCCUGGGGGAUCGGAAGUGGUUUGCAGGAGAGAAUAUCACGUUUGUGGACUUCAUCAUGUACGAGCUCCUGGACCAGCACCAGAUGUUCGAACCCAAGUGUUUGGAUGAAUUCCAGAACCUGAAGGAAUUCCACAGCAGGUUCGAGGAGUUGGAGAAGAUUGCAGCCUUCAUGAAAUCCAAGAAUUUCAUAAAGACCCCGGUGAACAACAAGAUGGCUCAGUGGGGCAGCAAGAAGGAAUGAGAGACGCACAACGCUGGAGAACAAACCCAGCGUACAGAACGGCAGAGGACAACCUGAGCACUUCAUACUGGAGACUGGGAGCGUUUCACUGGAGCCGUUUCUGUGCGUGUGUCAACCAGCACAGCAGAAUCUGCUGCCCUGAAGAAUUCACAAUAUUGUGAAACAAAACUACCCUUUAACAAUAAAGACAACUGUGUGAAACGA